AUGGCUGUAACUGUUGAAUAUGUUCCUGAAGAAGAUACUCUGGCAAUUGUUACUAUUAGAGAAACACAAUCGGCAAGUUUACGAACAACAAAUGCUAUAUUAAUAGCGGCAUUACUGAUUUCAUCAUACUUUUUGAAUGUUUUAUUUAUUGUUGCCGUGUUGAUAACAAAAUCUUUCCGUACCACAAUAUAUCUGAUGUAUUGCCAUUUAAGCUUUGUCAAUAUAAUCGAUCUUUCAUUCAACAUAUUUUUCGCAUUGAUAUUUGUGGCCAACGGAAAUUGGAAUUUGAGUAAUGGAUGGUGUACUUUCAAUGUAGCAAUUCAGGAGUUUGUUCAUCUUCACACCUUACUUGUUCUGAUGCUCAUUGGAGCUGAAAGAGCUCUCGGUAUCAUACUGGGCCCAGAAUACGUAACACAUGGGCACAAAUAUCUGAGUGGCUUGCGAAUAACAGGAGUCAGUAUGAUUCUGAGUUGUGUCUCGAUUACUCUCGCUUCUAUUGUUUUCAUGAACGUGAUUCCCACAAAACCAUUUCGCAAUCGUUACGUUUGUGGCAUAGACGGCGGCGGACCUAUUGGUUAUGUGAUUGCUCGUUUAGUUGUUUACUUUGGUUGUCUUGCAGUGAUUCUGGUUGCUAUUGGAGCGAUUCUUCAAAGAAGAACAGCAGCAUCAAUAUCCCCGAACACGCAAGAGUACGCUGAAUUCAUCAAAAGAAACCGAGCAAUGCAAGAACAUCGGAGUCGUGCCAAACUAAUGAUUCUCAUCACAUGUGUCUUCAUAGGUAUAGAGGGCCCGUAUAUCACUUUGUGCUUCUUUUAUGAAACUUACAACAGCCGUGAAUUUUCUGAUGUCAGCAUAGAUCUGCCGCAAGACGCUGACACUUUAAUUACUUGGUUGAAGUUUGUCUUCCCUCUCCUGUGUCCAAUAAUUAUGUUGAGCUGGUGCAAUGAUGUGUGGACAAAAGUGAAAGAAGUCAUGUGUUGCAGAUCCUAUGAUCCACCAACCAUUGGUCAUAUGCCCGGAUUGAGAGAAAAUGCUGAUAUGUCGCCGGUGAUGACUGUAGUCGGUGGAGAAAACGGUUUACGAAUAAAAUCAGAAACUCAAGGCUAUGCACUAAGGCAGAGUUGGAAUCAAACACCCUCCGUGUCCAGUUAUGAGAGUGAGGCUACGAGUUCGGGUACACAUGAAACGAAUUCAACAAUUACUCCUCCACAACAAAGUUCCGCGGCUUCUACAGGCGGAACUACAUAUCCUGCUGAGGUUUUGACACCGAGAGAAUCAGAUACAAAACCAAAAACUCAGAAGAGUGCGCCAUCGAAAAUACCAAGACAAAUUCCUCAGUUUAAAACCAAGAGAAGUACUUCAAGAACUAAGAAAUCAACAGUUGCAAGUCGAAGACCCGCAUAA
This is a messenger RNA of Caenorhabditis remanei, 1404 nucleotides long. RefSeq lists its product as uncharacterized. Gene Ontology annotation, biological process: G protein-coupled receptor signaling pathway. Gene Ontology annotation, molecular function: G protein-coupled receptor activity. The record is from RefSeq and is a predicted model, not a curated record. Gene Ontology annotation, cellular component: membrane. Lineage: Eukaryota; Metazoa; Nematoda; Chromadorea; Rhabditida; Rhabditidae. The transcript is spliced from 11 exons. The coding region runs from base 1 to 1404 and encodes 467 amino acids.